AUGCCAGACGAUCUAAAGCAAAGGUUUGUGUUACAUAAAACUAAAUCUGAUCAAGCUCUCGAAAACUACAAAAUUGAUGUAAAUAGUUCAAGGCAAAAAAUAAAAGUCAUAGAUUUAAGUUAUUGUAGGAACUGGCCAAAUAAAAAAAGAGCAUUAAGGAAAAAUGAUGAUGAAGACUUGAUGAAAACUUUCUUACUCAAACAAGUUGUCCAAGUAAAAUUCGUUGCUGGCUCGAGGAACAUUCUUUAUAAAACAAGAUUUGAUGAACCAUUUCUCGAGUUGGACUUCCUACCUAAAAAUUAUAAACUUAUUGGGCUACCUGAAGAGAAAUCAGUUCCUCGAGGCAUUCCCGGUCGUAAAAAGGAUGUGAUUGUUGGAACCAGACGUACGUUUUGGUAUCAAAAGCCUGUGAACGAUGAGUCAAUUGAUCUCCAAACUGAAGGCGAAAUGGCGGAAGAAAUAUGA
Diatraea saccharalis (sugarcane borer) is the source of this 465-nucleotide messenger RNA. The record is from the annotation of a GenBank genome assembly. Lineage: Eukaryota; Metazoa; Arthropoda; Insecta; Lepidoptera; Crambidae.